This is a messenger RNA of Salvelinus fontinalis (brook trout), 3177 nucleotides long. Its product is annotated as retinol dehydrogenase 13-like. Lineage: Eukaryota; Metazoa; Chordata; Actinopteri; Salmoniformes; Salmonidae. Bases 133 to 1230 code for a protein of 365 amino acids. The transcript is spliced from 7 exons. The record is from RefSeq and is a predicted model, not a curated record.
CCUGUGAACUGGAUUGACGUGUAUUACCGUGCGCCUUUAACCUUGUCAAUGAGGAUAUUAUGAAAGUCUCCUGUUUGUUCGCAGUUUUAUAACCUGUCUUAUGUUAUUUGUGUGUGUAAACUUUCGUAAACGAUGAGCAAAUAUAUUCUGCCCGUCUCGGUCUUUGGAACAGUGUUUGGGUGCGCUGUUUUAUUGAAGAGCCAUGUUACUGGAGGCCCUUGUCCCAGUAAGGCUAAAAUACCAGGGAAGACCGUGGUCAUAACAGGAGCCAACACUGGGAUUGGUAAAGAGACAGCCAAAGAACUGGCCAAGAGAGGUGGCCGAAUCAUUAUGGGGUGCAGGGAUAUGGAGAAAUGUGAGGCGGCUGCCAAAGAGAUCCGGGGGCAGACACUGAAUCCUCAUGUUUACGCACGCCACAUAGACCUGGCCUCCAUCAAAUCCAUCCGCCAGUUUGCAGAGAGAGUCAACCAAGAGGAAAAGCAUGUGGAUGUGCUGAUAAACAACGCAGGAGUUAUGAGAUGUCCAGCAGGGAAGACAGAGGAUGGGUUUGACAUACAGUUUGGAGUGAACCAUUUAGGUCACUUCUUGCUGACCAAUCUGCUGCUGGAAAAGCUGAAGGACUCUGCCCCUAGCAGAGUGGUCAACCUGACCUCUCUCGCCCACAUCGUCGGGGAGAUCGAUUUCAACGACCUCAACUGGGACAAUAAGAAGUUUGACACCAAACGGGCCUACUGCCAAAGCAAACUCGCCAACGUUCUAUUCACAAGAGAACUGGCCCAAAGGCUAGAAGGUACUGGGGUCACUGUGAAUUGCCUACACCCCGGGGUUGUUGCCACAGAGCUGGGGAGACACACUGGCCUCCACCAAUCGCAGUUCUCCAGCUCAGUGCUCAGUCCGUUCUUCACCCUCCUAGUGAAGGGGCCAGAGCUGGGGGCCCAGCCUAGUGUCUAUCUGGCCGUGGCCGAGGAGUUGGAGGGGGUUACGGGCUGCUACUACGACGUCAUGAUAGAGAAGGAGCCAGCACCCAAGGCCCUCGACCAGGAGGUGUCCCGGAGGCUGUGGGAGGCCAGUGCCAGGCUGAUGGGGCUGGAGCAGGAGCAGGCACCAUCAGCAGCAGUGCCAGCCUCAAAUGGGGCCCAAGAGAAGCCCAGCACAGACCCAGACACAAAGAUCAUAGCCAAGCACGCACUGUCAGCGCUUGAGCAAACCGGAGUGAACCCUGGAGUAUGAGCCCUGAUAUGGAAAGAAGUCACAGUGAACGGUUGACUUUGCAUAGGCGCCAUUUUCUCUCGACAAGAGCAUGUACAAUAUGAAAUCAGAGCUAGCUGGGGAUUUCGAUUAUGGCUCGCGAGACAUAAGCAUAUGCUACAGACUAAUGCUUGAUUUCACCUGGUUGUCCAAUGUCCAUACAUCUGGAGAUGUUAUCAAGGCAAUGAUACAGAAGUGACUUGUCCAACAGCACAGUGAGUGUUUGCUUACAGUAGGUUCCAGAGGGAGCAGGUUUUCAUUCCAACCAAUGUCAAGUUAUAUUUUAAUGUUAAUUGAAAGUCUUGAAUAAUUAUGGAAACCUUUCAUUCCCAGACACUGAGACAGAAGGAAAUGGAAAUCACUGUUAUUAAAGCAAUUGUAAUGUGUUAUGAACUGAACACACAGGCUCAUUCUCAAUGCAUGUAUUGUAAUGAGUAAAGUAUAAUGUUGCCUCAUAUUAUUUUUUACAUUUAACAUUUAUUUAACUAGGCAAGUCGGUUGAGAAAAAAAUCUUAUUUACAAUGACGGCCUACUCCGGAUGACCAUGGGCCAAUUGUGCGCCGCCCAAUGGGACUCCCAAUCACAGCCGGAUGUGAUAGUCUGGAUUCGAACCAGGGACUGUAGUGACACCUCUUGCACUGAGAUGCAGUGCCUUAGACCGCUGCGCCACUCGGAAGAAGUAAUUGCUUAUCAUUGAUUAUACUAUUAUUCACUGAGCUAAUCUAACAAUACUAGAGUGGCAGUCGGACUCAGAAAAGUGGAUACGCAAUAAUGAGAUACCUAGAGUUGCAUUUUAGAUCCAAAACUUUAAAAAUAUAUAUUCUUGGAUUUAAUCAAGACAUGAUUAAGAUAAGCACAUACUGCGGAAUCUGGAGCUGUAUGUAUGCUUUAACUCUGUCAUGUUUGUUUGGGCUGGUUUAUGUAUUAUUAAUCGUUUGUGAGGAAGAGGGUUAGCGUUCUACAGGCUCUGCUAGUGUUUUAAAAAUUGUAAUCUGCCAAUUACCACCACCUGGUGGUGAGCUAUCAGACUCCAAUGGAAACACAUUUUGACCACUUAUGUAAUGAAGAAAAUGGAGACCAAAGAAAACGUUUCUUAACCCCCCACAAAGCUUCUGCAAGCUUUGACUGUGUCUCACCAAAAAAAUGUUACUUACAUGUCUUGAUGUUUUCCUGUAGCUACAUUGUUGCUUUAUAACAGCACAUCACCUCACUAUCUGGAGUCAGAAAACGGUUGAUUAAACUGUCCAGGCUGGCAUGCAUUAAUGGAUACUGUUGGCAUACACACAGCCUAAGUGCUUUGGAUAUAUUAGCCCUGAACUGUCUGAGGGAUCCAUUUUACAGGGCUCUUCCUGUCAAUAAAAUCCCUAAAUUCAGAUUGAGAGAAAGCCAUCCACCAUCCGAAUGUACUCUGAUGAGCAUCGAUCCCUGGAAACUAAUACCAUUCACCAGCCAAAUCUGGUGUCAGUUUACCAGCAAUGACACUCACUGGUGCCAUCCUAAAAAGCUGAGGGUAAUAGGAGAUCAAGGAUUUUCCACAUCCCUCUGAUUUGGAAAAGCAGGUAAUGUUUUGUAAAGUGGAAUACCAGAAAGACUUUUACAUAUGGUUAUGAAAGGCCUUAAAAGAGACACUGUUAUUGCUCUCCCUAAACAUGCACAGAUACAUUUAGAUUAUUUAAAAAAUAUAUAUAUAUUCUUUAAUGGCCACCUAGAAUAUGGUGUUACGGAAACACUUUGAACAAUGACCUUUUUGUUUCUGUAUCUUAUCUGAAGGUUCUGCAGUGAUUUAUUCAUUCUUGCCUUGAAGUAGAAUUUAGAAACAUGUCUGUGUGAGCCUUGAGGCAUUUGUAUACUGAACAAAAUGUUUAACGCAACAUGUAAAGUGUUGGUCCUAUGUUUCAUGAGCUGAAAUAAAAGAUGACAGAAAUUUUC